UUGCUAUCCGAAGGGCAACAAAUCCACGUACGAUCGAAACCGGAGCGCGUCGAGAUGCAAAAUGUUCCCGGCGAGAAGAAGGGGAAAUUUAAAUGUUUAGAAGGGAGCCGGGGGGUGCGCGCGUGACGUCAAGGAAGGUGACCGGGCACCAGCAGACGGCAGUUGCGCGUGGCUGGCGGAGCAGCAGAGGCACCGCCCCCCUCCCCUUCAACUCCUGCUGAAGUGAGCCUCAACCCGACUCAGACCAGGCAAGACUAGUCGAUAAAACCACGGUUCGAGCGAUGAUGGAGAUAGUCGCUGCGGCGGAUAGUGACGAGAGAGGACUGUCGCUCCUCAGAGUGGUCAACAUAUUGCAGAGGGUAGUGGUCUUCCUUCACUCCUUUACGGUCGAUAAGACAAGAGGUCAAACAUCCACGUCCACGUCAGCCUCCAAAACACAACAAAUGCCUGGAAUGUCCGAGGAAGAAGUUGCCAAAAAGGUAAAGGAAAUCUGCCAGGAGCUGAUACUGAGCCAGGAGGCCCUGAAGGAGGUGUGCGACCGCCUUCAGGAAGAGAUCAACAAAGGCCUCGGCAAGGAGUCCAACCCAGAGGCGACCAUCAAAUGUUUCCCUACGUACGUCAGAGAACUCCCCAAUGGCAAGGAGAAGGGAAGGUUCCUUGCCCUGGACUUGGGUGGCACCAACUUCCGCGUCCUGCUGAUUGAGCUGGGUGACAAGUGCUCGAUGGAGAGCAGAAUCUAUGCUGUACCACAGCCUAUUAUGAUUGGACCUGGAGAUGGGCUGUUUGACCACAUCGCUGAGUGUCUCGCAAGUUUCAUCAAGGAGCGGAACCUGGGCACUGAGCUCCUUCCCCUUGGUUUCACCUUCAGCUUCCCCUGCAAGCAAGAAGGGCUAACAAAGGCUAGAUUAGCACGCUGGACCAAGGGAUUCAAGUGCGAAGGAGUGGAAGGAAGGGACGUCGUUGAACUGCUCAAGAAAGCAAUUGCAAAGAGAGGGGAUGUCAAAAUCAAGAUCUGUGCUGUUCUGAACGACACCACAGGUACCCUCAUGUCAUGUGCCUGGAAGAAUCAUAACUGUCGAGUUGGUCUGAUUGUCGGCACCGGCACAAAUGCAUGCUACAUGGAGAAGAUAGAGAAGGUAGAGCUAUGGGAUGGAGAUUUAGAAGAACCACACCAGGUGAUAAUCAAUACUGAAUGGGGUGCAUUUGGAGACAAUGGAUGUCUAGACUUCAUCCGCACAGAAUAUGAUAACACAAUUGACAGAGAGUCUUUGAACCCAGGAAAGCAGCUGUUUGAGAAAAUGAUUAGCGGUAUGUACAUGGGAGAAAUUGCAAGGCAGGUUAUCGUGCGGCUGGUGGCAGAGGGCCUACUCUUUGAUGGAAAGUCGUCAGACAUUUUGCAAGAGAAAGGUUCUUUCUUCACUAAAUACAUCUCAGAGAUUGAAAGUGAUGAAGAUGGAGACUUCAAUAAUUGCUAUGCUAUUCUGGAGGAACUUGGUCUUAACAACGCCACUGAUGCUGACUGUGCAAAUGUCCGUCACGUGUGCGAGUGCGUUUCUCGGCGAGCAGCAUACUUAGCAGGAGCAGGUGUUGCUCUCCUCCUUAACCGUAUCAAUGAAGAAAGUGUAUCUGUAGCUGUGGAUGGAUCUGUUUACCGUUUCCACCCACACUUCCACAACCUCAUGGUGGAGCAGGUAUCACAGCUCAUCAAGCCUGGAAUUAAGUUUGACCUAAUGCUGUCGGAGGACGGAAGUGGGCGUGGUGCAGCCUUGGUGGCAGCCGUAGCUUCCAGGACUUCAGCCAUGAGAUAGAGCGAAGGUCCCAUUUCGUAAGAGCGGAACAAUAAAUGUGAAAGUGUCUUCAUAGGAGAUUUUUGUUGCACACAAUGCAUGUUUUUUAUAUAAUUCUUGACUGAUGGUAUGAGUACUGGUUAACAUUGAAGGCAUACAUUGUGCUAGUUUUGUGGUAAGUGGAUAAGCGGAAGUGUAAUGGAUACGGAGAGAUGCUGCCAUCUUCAGUAUUUACAAUCAGUUAGAGAGUUUGUGGAUGGAGUGCAUGUUUAGACUUUUUUCUGAACAUUUUAGACACACACACACACACACACACACACACACACACACACACACACACACACACACACACACACACACACACACACACAAAUUAUAUAUAUAUAUAUAUAUAUAUAUAUAUAUAUAUAUAUAUAUAUAUAUAUAUAUAUAUAUAUAUAAAAUGUUUGUAUGUAUAUGUAAUGUGUGUGUGUGUGGGUAUGAAUGAACAAAUGUAUGUUUAAAUGUGAGACUACAUAAACAUUUAUAUAUAUAUAUAUAUAUAUAUAUAUAUAUAUAUAUAUAUAUAUAUAUAUAUAUAUAUAUAUAUAUACACACACAUAUGUGUGUGUGUGUGUGUGUAUGAACAUGAAUAUGUAUAUUUUUAUUUUUAGUAUAUAUCAGGAUUAUCAUUUCACACUAAAAAAAAUCAAUAUUAUAUAAAUGCAUAUAUUAUAUAUAGAUAGUUUAUUUAACUUGAAAUGCUAUUUUAAGAGUUUGGUGAUUAUGAUAUGUUGAUCUCCAUCUCAUGUUGGUGUAAAUUUUGAUUGCGUAGGAAAGACGAGUUUCACAACCACCACUGAGGUAGAAUUUUCUGUAAAAAAGAAAAGAAAAGAAAAAAGAAACAAAUUGAUCAGUUGUUCACUGGCAGCAUUAAUGCUUUUUCUGUGAAUUCGUAAGGUGAUAUACAGUAGUAGAGUCCUGAGAUAAUUGGGAUUUCUAUCAUACGAAAACUUUUUUUUUCUUCUUUUCUUUUUUCUUUCUUUUUUUUUCUUUUUUUUUUCUUAUUGGUGUGUUUGUGGUAUAAUGAUGCUUCUUGUUUUAAUUCUGUUUAAUAAUUUUACAUAAUUACUCUUAUUUCAUUGAUUAAACAGUAAAGAAUUAGCGCAAGGGCCAGAAAUGACAAAAUGUUAAAACCUUUCCUGGCUUCGUCCGUGUGGCCAUAGGCAAGUUUGGAUGUCAUAUUUAGGCUCUUACAAGAAAGGCAGGUGUUAUUCAUUCAAGGUGUAGUUACUAAAAAUUCUUGAAGAAAGCUAAGUGAAUAGCACAUUGGACUGAUUUUUAAUUAGUAACAUUGGGAAAAUUUCUGUAAAUAUGAUGUGCAUAUUGAUCAACACAUAAAGUUCAACUGAAACUUUUAAAAUGAAUAUAAAUUGUUAUGUGCUCAGGCAUAUUUAUAAAUGUAAAUAUAUAUAUAUAUAUAUAUAUAUAUAUAUAUAUAUAUAUAUAUAUAUAUAUAUAUAUAUAUAUAUAUAUUUAUGUAUGUAUGUAUGUAUAUAUAAUAGAUAAUACCAUGACAACAAAGGGAAUGAAAAAUACCCUUGGGUUUUUACGAUACAGGAAGUACUUUUGCAAUUUUUGUCCUGGAUUUUUUAUUACAGCAUGGAUAUUUAAGGAUUUGAAUAGAAAAAUUCAGUAUAAAUAGCAUAUAAAGUCAGCAUAAAGAUUUUAGGUCUUCAACAACAAAAAACAGGAUUUUUUAUUUCUCUUUUACAUUAUCUUUUGCAUUGACAUAUCACAGUUAAACCUGGCCCUGGCAUUUUUUACUUCAGACUUUAUGAGGCAUUUGUCUUCCUUGUAUCAUUAUACUCUGAAAAGGUUAUCAAGCAUUUUGAGAACAUUAUAUUUAUCAUGUAAAUGGGGAACAUCUGCCCAAGCAAUUCACAAAUGCUAUUUUAUCUUACAUUUCAUUGGAAGCUGUGAUAGUUCUUAACAUUAUAGAUGGAAUUAUAAUAAAAGUGCUGCUGGUUACAAAGUACUUACACAUUUGGUUUUCCUUUAGAAAAAUAUUUAUUAUUGAUACAGGAAGUUUCCGUCAACAGAUAUAUUUAUGUAUAUUGAAUAUAUUUUUAGAGAAACUUGUUAAUUUUCACUCUGGAUAUUCAUUCUGUUUUACCUCCAAUACUUUUUUUUGAAGUUUACCCAGUAAUUGCACUAUACUUCCCCAUAUAACAUGCUGUUGCUCAACGAACUGUGUACCUUGCUAUGUGUAAUUUUAUGAAUGAAUCCAUAGCAAGGUUUGGGGAAGCUGAUAUGAGGCAGGACUCUCUCCCAGGAAAAUGUCUUGAGGAGAACUUCAAGGUAAAGAUCAAAGAGGAAUGUAUGACAUUCUACAAAGUAUAUCACAUACAAAUGGUCUGGAUAUGAGGAGUGUUAUGUAUAAAGAAUGAGGGAAGAAGAGAAGACAAGGAGUCGGCACAUGACUACCUAUCCUUCUUCGUCUUGCCUCAUGACUUGUGUGGACAGCUGGGAGUGUGUUGUUUCCUUUACUCUCUGUACAUAGAAGAUGAGGAGAAUGAAAAGUUUGUGCAAUGAAUGGUUAAAAUAUUUAUAUUUUAUAUAUAUAUAUAAAAGGUGUAAUAUUCUUUGCUCUCAACUCAUUCUGUAUCCAAUUGCUUUCAUUUUGUUCCAGUUGAAUCUCAUUCUCCAUUCUUAUGAAAACUUAAUUUUGAAAUAUUUCAUGUUACUUGGUUGUAUAGUUUAAUUUAUUACUGAAAUUUUCUUUCAGUGAUUAUAAAAUAAAGAUGAAAUGCUUG
Penaeus indicus is the source of this 4582-nucleotide messenger RNA. RefSeq names its product hexokinase type 2-like (gene Hex-A). Gene Ontology annotation, molecular function: glucokinase activity; ATP binding; D-glucose binding. The record is from RefSeq and is a predicted model, not a curated record. Gene Ontology annotation, biological process: glucose metabolic process; glucose 6-phosphate metabolic process; carbohydrate phosphorylation. The transcript has 10 exons. The coding region runs from base 282 to 1808 and encodes 508 amino acids. NCBI's taxonomy places the organism in Eukaryota, Metazoa, Arthropoda, Malacostraca, Decapoda, Penaeidae. Gene Ontology annotation, cellular component: cytosol; mitochondrion.